Messenger RNA from Colossoma macropomum (tambaqui), 2844 nucleotides. It is a transcript of the gene zc3h10, whose product is annotated as zinc finger CCCH-type containing 10. Gene Ontology annotation, molecular function: metal ion binding. The record is from RefSeq and is a predicted model, not a curated record. The transcript is spliced from 3 exons. Lineage: Eukaryota; Metazoa; Chordata; Actinopteri; Characiformes; Serrasalmidae. Bases 329 to 2014 code for a protein of 561 amino acids.
GCGCAGCGGGCUGGCGAUGGACACAGCCAUUAUUUUGGAGGCGAACGGAAGUUUGUCGGACCAACUUCAACGUGUGGCAACCUCGAGACGUUUUAAAUAGCUUAGCAGGAGCUCGCCGUUCCUUCUGACCUGUCCGGAAAGGUGACACCGUGGAGAUUCGUUUGUUUUUAAGUGGUCCGUCCAGCUCAGUGCGGUGCCAAGCUGGAGCGUCUAACUGGAGUCUAAGUCAGUCGUGUCUCUCCAUCCGUUGGGCCUUUGAACGUCACUCAGGCCUCCUUCUUCCUGGCCCACAUGAACGCAGGAUUCCUUCUCGGCUGCGCUGAGCGCCAUGCCUGACCGGGAUAGCGCCUAUCUGGCAGGCGGCGGUGGGGGCGGCAGCGCAGCGGGGGUGGGCGCAGGGGUGGUGGGUGAGGACGGGGGAGCCAGUUCUGGUUUGUCCGGAGGCGGCGAGGGCCGAGGGGGAGUCGGCGGAAGCUCGGCUGGCUGCGGUGGGGGCGGCGGCGGGUCUGGGGCCAUGGGAUGCGGCGGGGCCCUGGGUAACGGCCAUAACUGCGGCGGAGCCGGCGGGGGCUUCGGCGCCGGUCUGGCGUUAGACGGCGUGUGCCGGGACUUCUUGCGCAACGUGUGCAAGCGCGGCAAGCGCUGCCGCUUCCGCCACCCGGACUUCAACGAGGUGCCUGACCUGGGCGUGCAGAAGAACGAGUUCAUCUUCUGCCACGAUCACCAGAACAAGGAGUGCGUGCGAACCAACUGCCGUUUCGUGCACGGCUCCAAGGAGGACGAGGACUACUACAAGAAGACGGGCGAGCUGCCCCUCUGGCUGAGGUGGAAAGUGGCCGCGGGGCUCGGCCUGUCGCCCACCGACCUCCCUCAGAACCGAGGGGAGGCGCCCAUCUGCAGGGACUACCUGAAAGGGGAAUGCCAGAGAGGCAACAAGUGCAAGUUCCGCCACGUGCGGAAAGACCACGAACACGAGGCCUCGCGGGUCGGCAUGGGGGGCAUGAUGGGGGUCUCGGGCGGGGUGAGUGGGAUGGUGAACGUGGGCAGUGGGGGAGUGGGGAGCGGCGGCGGGGUCUGUGGUGGGAUGUCCGGGCUGGUUGGGGGAAGUGGAGGGAACCUGAUGGGGAUGGGAAGCCCUAAUCUAGGAGGCUGCAGGGAGCAGGGACUGUGUGGUGGGGGAGGUGGGGGAGGCUCAAUGGGCAGCUGUCUGUCUGUAGGGGCUGCCGGCCAGCGACGCUACGACAGGGGUCCCUGUUCGGUCUACGACCCGCUCUUUGAGAACGGGCUGUUCGAGGCUGGGCCGCUGGAGACCCCUGUGGACCACACUGCUCUCCAGCUGAAGAGGAGGAGGUUGGAGGGUCUGCGAUUGGCUGAGAGUGCUGGUGGAGGGCAUUAUGACCUGGGGGUGCAGGCCACCCUGACCACCCGGCCACUGGAGUACCGCCUCCUAGAGGAGGAGAACGCUUUACUGAGGAAGAGGGUGGAGGAGCUGAAGAAACAGGUCUCCAAUCUCAUCGCCACCAAUGAAGUCCUGCUGGAGCAAAACGCUCAGUUCCGCAGCCAGGCUAAAGUCAUGACUCUCUCCUCCACCCCCGCCCCGUCUGAGCAGAAUCUGGCGCCCCCUGUUGGCUCUGUGAGCUCCUACAACCACGGCAUUGCCCAGACUCACACCACCCUGAGCAGCGCGGGGCUCCAGCCUCGCCCCGUCACCCAGCAGGACUUGGUCGCUCCAGCAGGAGCCCCUACGGCCCCCCCGGCCAACGCCGCGCCCCCGACCGCCCCGCCGCCCCAUCUGAACCCAGAGAUCGCCCCCCUCUCCGCCGCGCUCGCUCAGACUAUCGCGCAGGGCAUGGCCCCGCCCGUUUCUAUGGCACCUGUCGCGGUCUCUGUGGCGCCGGUUGCCGUGUCCAUGGCGCAGCCGUUACCGGGCAUCACGAUGAGUCACGCCACAACGCCGAUGGUGUCGUAUCCCAUUGCAAGUCAGAGUAUGAGGAUCACCACCCUGCCACAUUAGCAGAUGCCAGCAUCGGUCAGAACUCAUGCAGCUCACACGCCUGUCAGCUUCUCCAUGGACCUGAGAGAUGACUACUGCACACCAGCACACGGAGCUACGAGGAAACUAGCACGUCCCUUUAUUACUCACUCACUGGUGAAGUGUUUUAAUGAACAGUUGUUUCUGACUGUAAACCAGUGAUGUGUUUGUGCUAAAGACACAUACGAACGUCAUAAAACGCGGACGUGUCCGUGUAACGUACGUACGUUACCCGUCGAUUUACUGGAAAGAGGUUGUGAAUUUACAUGUUUGCUCUCAUUUGUGGUCUUUUUUUGUGGAUUACGUUUGUGUGAAGUGAUUUUUGAUCUUUUUGCACAAAAUGAAUGAAACUGUCAACCACAUAUAAGGCCUGUGGUCUUUUUUCACAUAGUGACUAAAUAAUACAUGGCUUUAUAGCUGCAGCUCUGAAAAUUGUUUUUGACAAUUUAGUUUUUCAGUUUUUCGUUUUUUGACCAUUUAAAAAAAUAUUGUCGCCCUUUACAUUAUGUGUAAAUUUGAUGAUGAUUGCAUCAAAGGAAAUGGUCCAAAAAGGCUUGGGAAAAAAUGUGCCUUAGGUGGUGCUAUAUAGCACCUUCUCCAUCAGCCUGAAGAACCCUGUCAUGAUGCAUAGAACCCUUAAUCGUGUAAAGGGUUCUUUGAGUGUUUGUUUCUAUAUAGAACCAUUUACUAAAGAACCCUUGAAGAACCGUCAUUUUUAAAUGUGUAGGGUGUUGCUAAGUGGUUGCUAUGGCAUUCCAGGUGGUUGCAAGGGUGUUGCUACGAGGUUGUGAAUGUAUUGCAAAAUGACAAAU